Messenger RNA from Bombyx mandarina (wild silkworm), 1134 nucleotides. RefSeq lists its product as uncharacterized. The record is from RefSeq and is a predicted model, not a curated record. NCBI's taxonomy places the organism in Eukaryota, Metazoa, Arthropoda, Insecta, Lepidoptera, Bombycidae.
AUGUAUUUAAAAUGCAUGAUAAUAUUAAUCAAAUUGUUUUUCGUUCAGUCUAUCGCAGCACAGUGCUUGCAAUUUGGAGAAUGUGACUGCCAGAGAAUCUCAAAUCGACAACACUCGAAUGACAUAUUAAUGCUAACAAAUACAGUUGAAGACGGAAGACGCGUAGUACACGACAACAAUAAUCAUAUUAAAAUCAAUUUCCCGGAAUAUUUAUUGCGAAGACUUAUAACGAAGAUAAAUUCUAUGGCCAAUGAUAGCGGCAAUAUUAAAACCAUCGGUUCUGAUAUAGCAGUGAUUAAUGAACCUUAUAUAAACAGCUAUAGAGAUGCUAUUGAACCUAGCGAUAUGAGUUCGUUAAGUCGUUUCGUAAAGCAAACUGAAGUAACAGAUAAAGGAAUACCUAAAGUAACACAAAAUCAAUACGAUAAUGAACGCCUAAUCCUUAAUAGUUUGAGAGAAAACAAUUAUAAUAAUGUUAAUAAUGGUAAUAACAGAGUUUCAAAUGAAAAUAUUCAAGCUAGUUUUUUGAAUGCAAUCCCAGAAUAUUCCAAGCUGUUUAUCACAAAUUACGAAUUAAACGGAAAACCAAAUGUCAAUCAACAGAUUUUGGGACCAAACAAUCAUAAUAACGAUCCUUUGAAUUACGUUCCAAGUGUUAAUACUCCAUUUGUAAAUUACGUAGAAAACAGCAAUAGAGUUCCUACAGAAUUCCAGCGAAAUUACAACGAUUUAACUGGCAAGCUGAUAAUCGAUGCUUCAGCUGGCAACAAACCAGUGUAUGAUGUACCAGCUACUGGAAUGGCUGUUGCAAACGAAGCCGUAAUUAUGAAUAGUAAAAAUCUGACUCCAAUGCUUGGAAAUUUUAAGUAUCAACCCCUUAAUUUUGAUGACACAUUCAACAACGCACAUAACAGUCCGCGUUACAUAAAAGAUAUAUCAAAUAUGAACGUCAAUUUCAUACCUAACAUAUUUUUGGAGACUGCAGAUGAAUCAAGCAUAUUUGAUGAAUCGAGUCUAAUGAAUACGCCUCACAUCAACACGUUGAAUUUGGGCAAGUAUGGAAGUUUGCCGAUCAUAAAUGGACUCCCGGUUGCUGGUAUAACCGAAACAGUGACAUUACUAAAUGCUUUGUAA